AUGUGUGUCAGACUUAAGGGGCCUGGAAAGAGUUAUUCAUCAUUAUAUGCUGGCUCAUUUGGUGUGACAGGAGUCCUUAAAAAGAGUAGUGGGAGCAUCAUUGAAGGAUUUCAAUCUAAACUUCCUAGGGGAGAUGCUCUCUCUGCAGAAAUAUGGGGCUGUCUUUUAGGCCUCAAAAGAGCUUGGGAUUGUGGCCUUAGAAAUGUUAGACUGAGUAGCGACUCCCAGGAAGCUUUAGGCCUCUUUCUAACUGAACCCUCGGACCUUCAUGAAGAUUUGAACCUGAUUUUAGAAGUCAGAGAUAUGCUGCAGAGGGAUUGGAAGGUCGAUCUGCAUUAUUUCCCAAGAGAAGAGAAUAAUACAGCUGACAUCUUGCGUGCUUUGGCAAUGAGUGUGGCCAUGCAAAUUCUUAGUCCUGGAGCAGUCAUGCGUUAUGUACAAGAAGACACCGGAGGCUAG
Neltuma alba is the source of this 459-nucleotide messenger RNA. RefSeq lists its product as uncharacterized. Bases 1 to 459 code for a protein of 152 amino acids. The record is from RefSeq and is a predicted model, not a curated record. The transcript is spliced from 2 exons. NCBI's taxonomy places the organism in Eukaryota, Viridiplantae, Streptophyta, Magnoliopsida, Fabales, Fabaceae. Gene Ontology annotation, molecular function: RNA-DNA hybrid ribonuclease activity; nucleic acid binding.